Prunus avium (sweet cherry) is the source of this 1007-nucleotide messenger RNA. Lineage: Eukaryota; Viridiplantae; Streptophyta; Magnoliopsida; Rosales; Rosaceae. The record is from RefSeq and is a predicted model, not a curated record.
CGUUACCACCAAAAACACUUUCCCUACGAAACCGUCGCGAAUAUAGCAAAAAAUUUGCAACUAGAGAAAAGCACUUCAGCUGCUACUGUCUACAGCUCAGCGAAGGAAAUUUGUGCUUGUCUGAGAAGCUGACAAUGGAUGUGAAAACGACGCCGCUGAGGUUCACUUUGGGGAAGCAGUCGUCGUUGGCGCCGGAGGGUGAAUGGGAGGAGCUCGUGGCGGGCGAGGGGGAGGAUUAUCCGGAGGGGAUCGAUCCCCGAGUGAAGCUCAUGUAUUUGGCCAAUGAAGCCGAUUUGGAUGGGGUCAAGGAGCUGUUGGACUCCGGGAUCGAUGUGAAUUUCAGGGACAUCGAUGAUCGGACGGCUCUCCAUGUCGCCGCGUGUCAGGGCCUCACCGAUGUCGUUUCGCUACUGCUCGAGCGCGGAGCUGACGUUGACCCCAAAGACCGAUGGGGGAGCACCCCUCUUGCAGAUGCUAUAUACUAUAAGCAUAACGAUGUGAUCAAGCUUUUGGAGAAGCGUGGGGCAAAGCCGUUGAUGGCUCCCAUGCACGUUAGGUAUGCCAGAGAAGUCCCAGAAUAUGAAAUUGAUCCCAAAGAACUUGACUUUACUGACAGUGUUGAAAUAACCAAGGGAACAUACCGUAUAGCAUCCUGGCGAGGAAUACAGGUUGCUGUGAAAAGGCUGGGGGAGGAAGUGCUUAUUGAUGAGGAUAAAGUGAAGGCAUUCAGGGAUGAGCUUGAAUUUCUACAAAAGAUACGACAUCCGAACGUAGUCCAAUUUUUGGGUGCAGUGACUCAAAGCAGUCCAAUGAUGAUUGUAACAGAAUAUUUGCCUAAGGGAGACCUUUGUUUAUUUUUGAAAAGAAAAGGAGCAUUAAGGCCAACUACAGCUGUAAGAUUUGCACUUGAUAUUGCAAGGGGAAUGAGUUAUUUGCAUGAGAAUAAGCCAGAAGCAAUAAUUCAUCGUGAUCUUGAGCCUUCGUAAGGUUCUUGUCCUUCUUCAUUU